AUGAUUGAUCAAAAAGAAAUAUGCGUAUUAUCUACACUUUUACUUCACACUUCCGGACUUGAAGUAUCCGAAAACAACAUUAAGAAAAUUGCAACUCAUUUAGGAGUAGAAUUAGAUUCUUAUCUAGUAGAACUAUUUAGUAAAGUUUCUGCCAGUACUUUAGAUAAGAUUAUCAGUAAUCCAGUGGCUGGUGCUGCUGUAGCUGUUUCUAGUGAAGCGGCUGCUAGUACUGGAGCUGCUCCUGUGGCUGAGAAGAAGGAGGAGAGUGAGGAGGAAAGUGAUGACUUUGACUUGUUUUAA
Messenger RNA from Nematocida homosporus, 300 nucleotides. RefSeq names its product large subunit ribosomal protein LP1. Gene Ontology annotation, biological process: cytoplasmic translation. Gene Ontology annotation, cellular component: cytosolic large ribosomal subunit. Lineage: Eukaryota; Fungi; Microsporidia. The transcript has a single exon. The record is from RefSeq and is a predicted model, not a curated record. Gene Ontology annotation, molecular function: structural constituent of ribosome; protein kinase activator activity; ribonucleoprotein complex binding. Bases 1 to 300 code for a protein of 99 amino acids.